Messenger RNA from Kwoniella botswanensis, 717 nucleotides. Its product is annotated as acyl-protein thioesterase 1. The record is from RefSeq and is a predicted model, not a curated record. NCBI's taxonomy places the organism in Eukaryota, Fungi, Basidiomycota, Tremellomycetes, Tremellales, Cryptococcaceae. Gene Ontology annotation, cellular component: cytoplasm. Gene Ontology annotation, molecular function: palmitoyl-(protein) hydrolase activity; carboxylic ester hydrolase activity. Bases 1 to 717 code for a protein of 238 amino acids. The transcript is spliced from 6 exons. Gene Ontology annotation, biological process: protein depalmitoylation.
AUGGCUUCUCAAUUGAAACAUCUCAAAGUAUCGCCUAAAGAGGCUCACACAGCUACAGUGAUCUUCUUGCAUGGUCUGGGCGAUAGUGGACACGGAUGGCUACCCGUUGCCAAGAUGUUAUGGUCCUCUUUCCCCAAUGUCAAAUGGAUAUUACCUCAUGCGCCUCAAAUACCAAUAACGUUGAAUGGUGGAAUGACCAUGCCAGGAUGGUUCGAUCUUUCAUCCCUGGACAACCUCACAGACUCAACUUACGAUGACGAAUCCGGAAUGCUCGCGUCGGUAGCAGCGGUGGACAAGUUGAUUCAGAACGAGGUAGACGCAGGUAUACCAGAAAACAAAAUAAUCUUAGGUGGUUUCUCCCAGGGAGGUGUCAUUUCCAUAUUAACAGCUUUGACCUCCAAGCGGAAAUUGGGUGGGGCAGUAGGUCUGUCAACUUGGGUAGGGCUGAAUCAUAAGAUUGAAAAUAUAAAAUCAGCUCAUGCAAAUGAAAUUCCAAUUUUCUGGGGUCACGGUACGGCUGAUCCAGUAGUAAAUUACGAAUAUGGUCAACAAUCUAUAGAAUUAUUGACCAAGAAAUUGGGAUUCCCCUUGCUUUCCAAGGGGACGACAUUCCAAAGACCUGGUGUGAGAUUUGAGAGUUAUCAGGGAUUACCACAUUCAUCUUCGCCUCAGGAGAUCGAGGAUCUGAAAGGUUGGUUGGUGGAAGCGUUGAAAUAG